Messenger RNA from Microplitis demolitor, 1529 nucleotides. Its product is annotated as WD repeat-containing protein WRAP73. Gene Ontology annotation, biological process: mitotic sister chromatid segregation; protein localization to mitotic spindle pole body; microtubule anchoring at mitotic spindle pole body. The coding region runs from base 65 to 1441 and encodes 458 amino acids. The record is from RefSeq and is a predicted model, not a curated record. Gene Ontology annotation, molecular function: protein binding. Gene Ontology annotation, cellular component: microtubule organizing center; MWP complex; mitotic spindle. Lineage: Eukaryota; Metazoa; Arthropoda; Insecta; Hymenoptera; Braconidae. The transcript is spliced from 7 exons.
UUUGACCAGAACCCGCGAAAACCAAAGUAAACAAUAUCGUCAUAUUCAAAUAUAAUUUGAAAUAAUGUUUCGUAUUAAUAAAAAUAUUUGUGCAUUUUCACCGUCGGGUAAAUAUUUCGCGAGUGUUUUACAGAAUGAAUUGUCAAUAAAAUACACAUCAACAUUAGAAAAUUAUCAAUUGUUUGAUUUUUCAGAUCCAAUUGAGUGUAUUGAAUGGUGUCCAAAUGAUCAGUAUAUUCUCUGUGUAAAUAUUAAAAAAGGAAUUAUCAGAAUAUUUACCACAAAACGUAAACAAUUUAAUUUCAAGUUGAAAGAAGGGAGUGGAGGUAUUGAAAAAGUUAUCUGGGCACCAGAUUGCAAAUCAAUAAUUAUUGUAUCUGAUUUAAAUAUUUACCUGUCAAUAAUAACACUAGAUGAACAAACGAUAACUCAUAUAUGGAAUAUUAAAUCAUCAGGAAAAUAUUUAGCGAUAAAUCAUCUAAGAAACCGUCUAGCAGUUAUAACAAGAUCAGAAUCAACAGACAAAAUUGAAAUAUACAAAUCAAAAGACUGGAAAUUAACACGAAAAUUAAUUUGUGAUAAGUUAUUUAGUAUUGAUGGAAUAUCAUGGUCACCAAAUGGUCAACUAUUGGGUAUAUGGUGCUCGGCAAUUGAAAAAUCACGUAUCCUAAUAUAUUCAAUGACAACAGAUACACACAUAGGAGCAUUUAGUGCUAAUGAAUAUCCAUCGAUAAAUUAUAAUUUUUUAGGAUCAGAGUGUGGAGAUUGUACAAUUGAUAAACCAUUAAGAGGAAUUGAAAAAGUUGUUUGGAGUCCCACUGGACAAUUAUUAGCCAUAGCGGGUUACAAUGAAACUGUUGUGUUGAUCAACCAUGUGACAUGGUCAAUAAUUCUUCAAUUACACUGUAAGCCCGUAAUACACGAAAGUAGUAAUUAUCUUGGUAAAGUUUACAGAGAAAUUGAUAUAACACGCAGAGAUUGGUCUAAUUAUAUAUCAAAUAAUGUAAUGCCUGAUCACCAUAUUAAAUAUACAUUGGAUGAAAUAUUAGACAGACCAAUUGGAAUUCCAAUAGAUAUUGAACCUAAAAAUUUUGAUAUGUCAAUCGCCACAAUAGAUAUAUUGUCAUUUAGUCCUUGUGGUAAAUAUUUAGCGAUCAGGCAUCAGGUUUAUCCAUCAACAUUAUGGAUUUGGGAUUUAAUUGACGAUUGUGUUGAUAAUAUUUUACUCAAAAAUUCAAUAUCAGGAAUAGCAUGGGAGCCGAAAAAAACACAUUUGUUGAUAUUCUCCGAAUCACCGAUAAUUGUUGAAUGGCAUCCAACAAAAAAAGUUGAAUUAUUUGAAUCACCACGUGGUAUGAAAGUUAUUAAUGGCAAAUGGAGCCCAAACGGUGAAUCAGUAGCUCUCAUAGGAUUCAAUAAAACUUCAGUUAUUAAAUUAUAAAUAAAUAUUAUUAUUAUUUUCAAAUAGCUAGAUUUUUUUAUUUAUGUAUUUAAAAAUUAUCAUCUUGCACACAAAGGCAAAUAAUUUG